CAUGGCCAUCCCCCCCCAUGACAGCAUGGAGUGGACCUCAAAGGGCCAGUUCGUGAAGGCGAGCCCUCACGAGCGCCUCUUCUCUGACGUCUCGAUCAGGCCUGGCGGCGGCGUGGGGGAGCCGUGGUAUGGUCGUGUCCUGGUGCUUUUCCAUUACCAGGAUGGGGAGGUGGAGAAGCGCGGGGCGUUCAUCCAGUACUACACCGAGGCGCAGAAGCCUUGCCCCAUCACCAGGUGCAAGCGCCUGACGCCAACCUUGGGCAUCGACAACUAUGCCGUUGUGGACGUGGACAGCAUCCUGAGCCUUGCACAUAGGUUGACAAUUGAGUGACUCGUACUGAGCAUGAUACUUUUAG
This is a messenger RNA of Closterium sp. NIES-67, 356 nucleotides long. Lineage: Eukaryota; Viridiplantae; Streptophyta; Zygnematophyceae; Desmidiales; Closteriaceae. The record is from the annotation of a GenBank genome assembly.